AUGGCUUCUCUAACCGGAUCCAAUUGCGUCACUCUCCGAACCGCCACUUUCGCCGCCGCCGGUAACCGUAAAAUCAAUCAGAUCCACCAAUGGUCUCCGUCCAUGAACCAUCUCCGUCCACUUUCCGGUAUUCACUGCAGAUCCAAGACCUCGUUUAACUCCACUGCUGUGAGAGCACAGGUUGCUACUGCGGAGGAAGCUGUAACCGGAGCAGUGCAGAAAGUGGAAGCGCCGGUUGUGAUUGUAACCGGAGCCUCUAGAGGUAUUGGCAGAGCAAUUGCGCUAGCGUUAGGUAAAGCUGGUUGCAAGGUAUUGGUCAACUACGCCAGAUCAUCUAAGGAAGCUGAAGAGGUUUCCAAAGAGAUUGAGGCACUGGGUGGACAGGCUCUAACUUUUGGUGGAGAUGUUUCUAAUGAAGCUGAUGUGAACUCUAUGAUUAAAACUGCAGUAGAUGCUUGGGGAACUGUUGAUGUAUUGAUAAACAAUGCCGGAAUAACUAGAGAUGGUUUAUUGAUGAGAAUGAAGAAAUCUCAGUGGCAGGAGGUUAUUGAUCUAAAUCUCACUGGUGUUUUUCUUUCCACGCAGGCAGCUGCUAAGAUUAUGAUGAAGAAUAAGAAGGGAAGGAUAAUCAAUAUUGCAUCCGUUGUUGGUUUGAUUGGCAAUGCUGGACAAGCCAACUAUGCUGCUGCCAAGGCAGGAGUAAUUGGCCUGACAAAAUCUGUUGCAAAGGAAUAUUCUAGCAGAGGCAUCACUGUUAAUGCUGUUGCUCCAGGAUUUAUUGCAUCUGACAUGACUGCCAAGUUAGGAAAAGACAUAGAAAAAAAGAUUUUGGAGGCAAUUCCAUUAGGGCGUUAUGGCCAACCAGAAGAAGUUGCUGGACUAGUGGAGUUCUUGGCCCUUAAUCAAGCUUCCAGCUACAUCACUGGGCAGGUUUUCACCAUCGAUGGAGGCAUGGUGAUGUAA
This is a messenger RNA of Lathyrus sativus (Indian pea), 963 nucleotides long. Lineage: Eukaryota; Viridiplantae; Streptophyta; Magnoliopsida; Fabales; Fabaceae. The record is from the annotation of a GenBank genome assembly.